GUCGGACACCAAUUUACCGAGGCGUCCACGUAUUCCCCCAGUGCAGCGACGUCCUUCUGGACUGCAUCUCCUCUGUCACAGCCAAUCUUCGGCAGGGGCACGCUAUCAGCUGAAGAUGAGACGGGCCAACUAGCCUCUGCCUGGGUUAUUGUCACCUCGACGCUAGAUCUAUCCUCUGGUGUGCCACUGCGAGAGUCUGACGGGACACCCUCCUCUGCCCCUGAGCUCCACUUCGCGUCCCAGGCCCAGGAGGAUGAGUUCAGUUUUGCACUUGCCAAAGUCGUCCAGGCUGGACAACUGGGCCAUGGCGCUGGCAAUCCCUACGACGUCUUGGCCUGGCAUAGCCAUCAAGUGAGAGCGCACUUCAUCGACCAUGAACAUCGCUAUCUUGCCAGGGCGUGCAGACGGGUUGCUGUUCAUGGCGAGGAUGGUGUUGAGCAUGUCAUGGAAGGCGGCCCUAUGGCUGCCCUUCAAAGGACUGCACAGCACCUUCAGUCGACCUUUCGGCAGUACUUUGCCCGCCUGUCCCCAAUUAUACGGGCUAUGGAGCAGGGUAACUGCUCAGGGGAUCCAAAUACUAUGUCAGAUGCCGUCUUCAUACGGUUCACGCACGAUCUGCAUGCUUUGGUCGCCGAUGCUGCAGGUCCCAUAUUACCAGUCAUGCGCGCCGUCUUUGAUCCUCUCAUAGAACAGACACUGCAGAUGCCGAGGGCAGAGACGAAAACCAAGUCUGCUCGUCAGUCGUCCAAGUGGGGAAGCAUCGGUGGUGGGGACGCACGAGAGCGUCUCCUUCAGCUUGUCGAGGCGCUGAAUCAGGUCGGCAUGGCUGGUGAGAGCUUCCAGGUGUUGUUUGCCGAGAUCAUGGACAAGAAGAUGACCGAGUACGUUCACCAGUCGUACGCCCGGGUCUGGAGAUGUCCCUCAAAAUUCGAGAGCGGCGGACGCGGGCUGAAUAGGGAGGUCAUCAGAACCCUGGGCCUCUCCCAGGCCUCAUGGUGCAUUCUGUCGCUCUGCAAUUGGAUAGAAAAUUGCUUUGCCCGUCUGGCAUUGGAGGUGCUAAGUCGCGUCGAAAAGACGAGCACGAAGUCCAAGAUUGUAUCCCUGGCCUAUGUACAGCAGUGGAAAGAGACAGGGAUUGGACGUAUCGCUGCUCUGCGAACCUCGGAGCUCUUCGACAUCGUGCUUGCGUGGCCGGCAAGCAAGGGCGCACUCGAUGACCUCAAGGCCAGCGUUACGACCCCUCAGCGGCGCUGGCAACUGACGGAGGCCUUUUCCUCUGCGCUCCAGAACCGCCUGUUGCACCCGGCGCGGUCUACGUUGGACAUAUUGCGGGUCUACAUCUCCAUGAUUCGUGCUUUCCAUGCUCUUGACCACUCCAAGGUCCUCCUGAGCCGCGUGGUCCCAUCCCUCCAGCUUUAUCUCGUUCAGCGAGAGGACGCCGUCCGUAUUGUGGUCACGGGUCUGCUCGCGAGUCCAGAGGAGGUCGAGGCGGCGGAGAAGUCAUCUUCUCCUCCUCCUCCUUCUGACGAUGGUGCAUGUAAGAAACUGGUCGAGCUUGCCGUGCUUCUCAAUGAUCCAGAUCAGCAGCGACGAACGGACGUUGACGAGGAUGACCUUGACUGGGAUGAUCUCAACUGGGUCCCGGAUCCUGUGGACGCAGGUAUCAAUUACAGACGGCCCAAGUCCGAGGAUGUCAUCGGCACUCUUAUCAGCACGCUUGGGUCUGAAGAAGUCUUCAUCAAAGAGUUCCAAAAUAUCAUUUCUGAGCACCUCUUGUCCAACCAGACAGAUUUUGCACAGGAGCAACGAGUACUUGAUCUCCUGCAGAAGCGCUUCAGUGAAUCGGCACUGCAGAACUGCGAGGUGAUGAUCAAGGACAUUUACGACUCGCGAAAAGUUGACACGCGAAUCCGCAGGGUCCAGCUUGGUCAGCCUGCGCAGCCUGCGAGGACAUUUGGAACACCAGCCACACCACCCACAUACAUGGACAUGGGGAGGCAGCUGGACCUGGACGAAGAGGAGCAAGGGCAGGUGCCAUACCACGCGCGCAUUCUGUCCCGUCUGUACUGGCCCGACAUUGUGCAGGAGACUUUCAACCUGCCACAACCUGUCGCGCAGCAGCAAGGGAAGUAUGAAAUUGGGUACGAACGCCUCAAGAGCUCACGCAAACUCACCUGGCUGCACCAGCUCGGCCAGGCCACAGUUGAGCUGGAACUGGAGGACCGCACCAUCAACGUUGAGUGCAAGACCUUUGAGGCAGCUGUCAUCUACGCGUUCCAGGACAGCGAAGGAGAUCAAGAAGCAGAAGGAGGCGGGACCAGUGGCCCAACGCGCCGCACCGUCCAGGAGCUCCAGGAGAUCCUCGGGAUGGACGAGGAGUUGGUGCUCCAGGCGCUCGAGACCUGGGAGCUGGAAGGGGUUAUCGCCCGUUAUUCCACCUCACCCGAUACAUAUGUUGUGCUGGAACGGAAAGACUCGCCUUUGACCAGACCGGAGCUUCAUCCUUCGGCAUCAGCGCCGGCAGCGCUGGAAGGAGAACACCAGGUGGCGGGGAUGCCGCCUAAGCCUUCUGGUGUGAAGCGGGCGGGUACGACGAGCGCGAUGGAUGCCAAGGAGAACGAGAGGAGGGCCAUGUACUGGCAAUUCAUCGUGGGCAUGCUGACAAACUCGAUGCCUAUGAUGCCGCUCGGCCAGAUGGCCAUGAUGAUGAGGACGUUGAUCCCCGACGGCUUCUCCUGGAGUGACCAGGAACUGCAGGAGUUCUUAGCGGAGAAGGUGGAAUCGGGAGAGCUGCAGCUUGUGGGCGCGAAAUACAAGCUGGCCAAGAAAUGAAGUGACUACAUUCUGUCUUCUGGUCGCCGGCACCGGAAACUGGAGGAGCGUCGCAUUGCUAAGUAUUUUGUUGAGGCGGGCGCGUCGAGAUACCCCCAGGAGCAUAAUUGUUUACCUAGCCGAGUGCUUCUUUUCCUUGUUACAAUCACACGCGGGUUCACUACAAUUAGGUUUGUCGCGGCGCCCCUGCCGCAACGCUUUGUAGUAAAGUAAAAGCAUUACCACU
Cryphonectria parasitica EP155 is the source of this 3058-nucleotide messenger RNA. RefSeq lists its product as uncharacterized. The transcript has a single exon. Gene Ontology annotation, biological process: ubiquitin-dependent protein catabolic process. NCBI's taxonomy places the organism in Eukaryota, Fungi, Ascomycota, Sordariomycetes, Diaporthales, Cryphonectriaceae. The record is from RefSeq and is a predicted model, not a curated record. Gene Ontology annotation, cellular component: anaphase-promoting complex. Gene Ontology annotation, molecular function: ubiquitin protein ligase binding. The coding region runs from base 445 to 2832 and encodes 795 amino acids.